Messenger RNA from Oryzias melastigma (Indian medaka), 1732 nucleotides. Its product is annotated as zinc finger protein 501. Gene Ontology annotation, biological process: regulation of DNA-templated transcription. Gene Ontology annotation, molecular function: RNA polymerase II cis-regulatory region sequence-specific DNA binding; DNA-binding transcription factor activity, RNA polymerase II-specific. NCBI's taxonomy places the organism in Eukaryota, Metazoa, Chordata, Actinopteri, Beloniformes, Adrianichthyidae. The record is from RefSeq and is a predicted model, not a curated record.
CAGUCUCUGAGAGAGUUGAUCAGCGAGCGACUAGCUGCUGCUGCUGAAGAAAUCUGCAGACUCUGUGAAGGAACCAUCGUCCAGUACGAGCAGGAGCUCUGUCGUCAGCGCAGACUGCUGGAUAUCGCCUGGAAACCACAGAUUCAGCUCCACCGCAUAGACCUCCCCCAGGAUUAUCUGAUAAACCAGGAGAAAAACUCCCAUGGCAAGCAGGAGGAGCAAGAGGAACCAGAACCUCUUCAGAUGAUGGAGGAGCAAGAAGAACCUGAAUCUCCUCAGAUGAAAGAAGUGCAAGAAGAACCAGAACCUCUUCAGUUGAUGGGGGAGCAAGAGGAACCAGAACCUCCUCAGAUGAUGGAGGAGCAAGAAGAACCUGAACCUCUUCAGAUGAUGGAGGAGAAAGAAGAACCUGAAUCUCCUCAGAUGAAAGAAGUGCAAGAAGAACCAGAACCUCUUCAGAUGAUGGAGGAGAAAGAAGAACCUGAAUCUCCUCAGAUGAAAGAAGUGCAAGAAGAACCAGAACUUCCACAUCUAAAACAGGAGCAAGAGGAACCAGAACCUCCCCAGAUGAAAGAAGUGCAAGAAGAAUCACAACUUCCACAUCUGAAAGAGGAGCAAGAAGAGCCAGAACCUCCUCAGAUGAAAGAGGAGCAGGAAGGGUUCUUCAUCAUUCAAGAUGAGGAGCAGCUUGAUCUGAAGCAGGAGGAUGAACAGACCGACCCACAGAACAGAGAUCAGAGGAACAGAACAGAUGGAAGUCAUGUUCAAAAAGAGGACAUGUCAGAAAGUCAAUUUGAUAUUGACUCAGAGGUGAAGGAACGCAUUUGUAAAGAGUGUGGGAGAAUGUGCGUGUCUUAUAGUGGUUUGCGGAGUCACAUGCGAUGCCACAUUGGAGAAAUGCGUUUUCCCUGUAAAAAAUGUAAAAAACGUUUCAGGUUACGUUCUGAUCUAAAAAAACACGCGAUCAUUCAUAGAGAAGAAGAACAGCCUCCUAUUAUCUUUAAGAAAUACCGCGGAAGGUUCAAGCCAAGUUAUGUAAUUAAAAAUAACACGUUAAUUCAUACUGGAAGAAGGCCCUUUUCCUGUGAAGAAUGUAAACUCACACAGGAGAUAAACCAUUUUCAUGUAAAGAAUGUGACAAAAGUUUCAUUCAAAUGUGUAAUCUCAAAGUACACAUGAGAACUCAUACAGGAGAAAGGCCUUUUUCGUGUAAAGAAUGUGACAAACGGUUUAGGCAAAACAUUGCUCUCAAAAGACACAUGAAAACUCAUACAGGAGAAAGGCCUUUUUCAUGCAAAGAAUGUGACAAACGGUUUAGGAAAAGCAUUGCUCUCAAAAGACACAUGAAAACUCAUGCCGAAGAUAAAUCAUUUUGAUGUAAAGAAUAUGGCAAACCUUUUUGUCAAAUAUCUCAAAAGACACUUGAGAACUCAUACAGGAGAAAAGCCUUUUUCGUGUUAAAAAAUACAUAUGUGACUGUAGUUUUGAACAAAUCUGUUCUGUCAAACAAGGUAAAAAAUGUUAGUCUAAGCUCAAAAUCAGGAAAACUUGCAUCAAAGAACUUGCACCGUAAAAUACAUUAGGGUUGUGAGAAAGUGUUACAUUUUCUUUCAUAAACAAAUAAACUUGAGUUUUAUACAACACUAUCAUUUAUGUAUUUAAACAUUUUAAGUCCUUGUUUUAUGGGGCGGCCACGGUAGGUUCUGUCUUCUCAGAAGGCGCACAGCCCCAU